This is a messenger RNA of Candidozyma auris, 1035 nucleotides long. RefSeq names its product T2 family ribonuclease. Gene Ontology annotation, cellular component: extracellular region. Bases 1 to 1035 code for a protein of 344 amino acids. Gene Ontology annotation, molecular function: RNA binding; ribonuclease T2 activity. The transcript has a single exon. NCBI's taxonomy places the organism in Eukaryota, Fungi, Ascomycota, Pichiomycetes, Serinales, Metschnikowiaceae. Gene Ontology annotation, biological process: RNA catabolic process. The record is from RefSeq and is a predicted model, not a curated record.
AUGCUCCAAACACAGUUUUGGGACUACUAUCCUCCAGUGGGACCGAACGACACGUUCACAUUACACGGGUUGUGGCCCGAUAAUUGCGACGGGACGUAUGAGCAGUUUUGCGAUAACAGCUUAGAGAUCUCCAAAGGAGACAUCAAGAAAAUUUUAGUAGACAAGUUCGAUGAUCAAAAAUUAUAUGAGAAGAUGGAGGGAAUCUGGAAGAACUUCAAUGGCGACGACGAGUCCUUAUGGAUCCACGAAUUCAACAAGCACGCUACCUGCAUCAAAACGAUAAAACCCCGGUGUUACGGAAACAGUUACGCUACUGACGAAAACGUGUAUGAUUUUUUCAAGAUUGCAGUUUCUCUCUACGAAAAGUACCCUACGUUUGACUUUUUGGCGCAAAAUGGAAUCCAUCCUUCCUUGGAUGCAACUUACUCGAAAGAGCAGAUUGCCCAGGCAUUGAACUCCAACUUCGACGAUAAGGUGGUUUAUUUCAAGUGCAACAAAUACAAUGCCUUGCAGGAAGUGUGGUACUUCCAUCACUUAAGGGGCUCGCUUUUGAAGGAAGAUUUUGUGAAGAUUUCUGCGUUCAACAGCCCUAGCUGUCCCAACGAAGGAAUAAAAUUUUUGCCAAAGGGCAAGUUUUCCCCUCCCCCUGGUCAACCACCCAAGGACCCUAGCGGAAGACGUGGAUACAUUCGUUUAAGUGAUCAUUCCGGAUGUCUUAUCAGCAAUGGACAGCACUACGAGUACGGCACUUGUGCUACCUUCAGAGUGGUAGACUCGCAAUUUGGCGGCAAAAACUUGAUCAGCUCUAAGGGAGUUUGUGGAUUCGAUAGCAAGGGCGACUUGACAUGUAAUAAAUCCAAUUCGGGUUCAAAGUUCCAGUUCCAGUUUGACAAAGAGACUAGGGAAAUCGGCUUCGGUGGUAAUUUCAAGUGGUGUUUCGAUGAAAGUGGUAAGCAUGGACAUGGGAAGUACAUUCAGACUCCUGUUAGGUUGGCUGACGGUAAGUGUGACGCCUUCUCUUUGAAGUUGGCGUAG